Molecule: messenger RNA, 1386 nt
Organism: Debaryomyces hansenii CBS767
Lineage: Eukaryota; Fungi; Ascomycota; Pichiomycetes; Serinales; Debaryomycetaceae
Exons: 1
Coding region: 1-1386 (461 amino acids)
Source: RefSeq, a predicted model, not a curated record
AUGAAGUUAUUGAAAUUAUUUACACUUGCUAUCUUAGCAGUUGAAUCUAAUGCUUUAACUAUCACUCAACCACCGAAGGCCACGGAUGCGAUAGAGGCUACAGGGGCCACGGAGGCCACAGAGGCUCCAAGGCUAGCAAAGAGGGCCAGGGUGAAGGAAAAGAUCUAUGGUAAGGGAUACCAGGAGCAACAGGCUCAAAAAGAAGGAAAAGGUGAACCGAGUACAACAAAGAUUCCAAAGCCGUGGGCGAGAACAAUUACAUCGGUUUCAUCCACCAAGGUUGUGCUUGUUAAGCCAACAGUUAUUGCUGGUGUUACAUUUAGUACCCGUCCACCAAAGACGACCAAUGGAUUGGAAAAUUGGGUCAGUUUGCAGAAAGAUGGUUCACCUAAAACCAUAAAACCAGAACAUAAGGGUGGGCAAAUAAAGAAUGGAAAACCAGAUUAUGGAACAUGGUUCGGUACUGCGUCCAUAAUUCCAAUGGGGAAAGAUGACAUCAAAGCUGAAAAUAUGGAGGAAGACGAGGUCUAUGAGCAUCAUGAAUAUAUCGCCGAAGACCCAACGUACCAUGAAUUGAACCCUAUAAUUAGAUGUACGCCCGAUAGAUACUUCAAAAGGGGUAUGGGCAAACAUGUUAAUUCUGAACCUUUCUGUACGCCACAUGAGAACCAACAAUUGAAAAUGGACAAGACAUAUUUUAUUACGUGGUUUAGUAGGUAUUUUAAAGACGCCAAAAAAGUCAGGGUUCAUUUAUCGUUCCUUAAGGAAUCUGCUAGACAAAAGGGUUUGAAGCGUUCGCUCGAAGAUGAUUCGGAAAGUGAACAAAAUCUUACCAAAAGAUCAUCUCUUGAAAAAGGGGCUACUAUCAAAGAAUCUUCAUUUUUCUAUUCUGACUGGCUUGAUGUCGAAGAGGGAAUGUUCCCUGUCACAAUCUUGGAAGAAUGGUUUGGAAAAAAGGAUUGGUACAGGAAAGUCUUAAUUUCUCUUCAACCAGAUAAUGUUGAUGAUGAGGAAUUCGAUUACACCAAGGACGCUGUGAUAGUCGAGAUUAUUAAGGGUGCAGUGGUCAGUAAAGGCCAGUUCGCGGAUCUUAAGAAAUUAGAAGAAAAAUGGAAAAAUGACGGUAUGAAUGUCGAAUACGAAGACUCAUCUCCCUACGAAAAGUACUACAUCAUGAUGGCUGUUCCAUCCUGUGUUGCCCUUUUUGGUUUAGGUAUGUACAUCUUUGUCAUGAUCAACAAUAAGAAUAUUGAUUUAAGUCAUUUAAAGAAAAGACAGUCUGCCGGAAGAAAGACGACCCACAGAAGGAUUCCUUUCAAAAAGAAGACGACUCCGUACUCGGAAUUACCGCAGUAUAAGAACGAUGCUGUCACGAAGGCUGAUUAA